Messenger RNA from Onychostoma macrolepis, 3790 nucleotides. RefSeq names its product zinc finger protein 800a (gene znf800a). The record is from RefSeq and is a predicted model, not a curated record. NCBI's taxonomy places the organism in Eukaryota, Metazoa, Chordata, Actinopteri, Cypriniformes, Cyprinidae.
UAUUGAAAACAUCAUUUAAUAACGAUUUUAAUGGCUGUAACGCGUUUAAUCCCAAAGCUUCAGGAGGGAUUGGCACAGAUCGCGUGUCUAUUAUUUUAAAUUAUUAUUUUUCCGGUCACGUGGCCAAAUGUCUCUGAUGCUUUUGGGUGGUGAUGGUCAUUUCAAGACGUUCUCGGUUGUUAUGCUUGUACUCGCACACAGAUAUCACGCUUUAGUGUUAUUGGUAAUUCUUUAAUUGUUAUGAAGUUUGCAAAGAAAGUACUUGUUCAGGCACGAGUCCACACGGAUAGUCAGAUGUACACGCGACUUAUUGAUUUGUCAAACACAAUACGACUCGUAUCGAACACAUUUGCCUGCCAUCAGCUGAAUCGCGUUAUAUAAAAGCAUGAAGGUGGUUUUGUGAAGCAUAUUAAUUUUCAUUUGUACGGUUGGCCACGGACACGUGCUCUUUCUUGCACCGCUUGCGACUUCCUGCCUCGCGAAUGUUUGGGCAGGACAGUCAGGUGUAACGUUAUGUCCUUCACAAUCACAACACAGCAUGUUAUAGAUUUCAUUUGCGCUUUUAUGAGCAAACAGGUUACGCUAAAACAACGCUACACGCCGAAGCACAUCAAUGAAUACCUUUUACCAUGUUCAUAAAAGAGGCCUCUGAGAUGGAGGCUACUAACAGCGAAGAUCAGGGAAGCCGGACUAGUGACAAAUGCUGCCAGACUGAGACACUUCAGGCCUGCUGUUGCCAAACAACAGAAACCCCUCAAGAGCCUUGUGGCAAAAAUCCAGUCCAUUCGAUUGAGCCCGGUGAUCCACCCCUGCUUCAGCAGCAGCUCCAGACCUCCAAGUCGGGAAUUCAUCAAAUCAUUGAGUGUUUUCGCUCAGGUACAGCUCAACUCAAACACAUGCUGCUGAAGGAGGUUGACACCAUAUUUGAGUGCAAAAUCUGUCGAAGUCUGUUCCGUGGUCUACCAAAUCUGGUCACUCACAAGGAGCUCUACUGCUUUUCCCGACAACCUCAGUCAGAUGAGCCUUCCCAAGGUGGGCAGAGCCAAGUUAUCAAAGAACUUCUUCAAGCCAUCUAUCCACAGAAAGACCAAGAAAAACAUGUCAUUCAGCUAGAGGCCAUUGAGACGAACCCUAAUGCAGUGUUCCAACAAGUGGCACAAGUGGAAGUUCCCGACAUGCCAGAAAACCCAGCCCCUACACCCCAGACUAUGAUACCGGUACCUGAGAAGAAAAAUCGCCGCAAAUCUAUUUUGGCACCCAAAAAGGUCCAACAGUCAGAUUUUGAAGACGAGAUGGAAACUGAACCUGAAGAACCUGCUGUUAAAGAAGGUCAGAGCUGCGAAGAGCAAAUAAAGAUUGAGCCGGUAGAAGGGGAGGAAGAAGAAGAGGAGAGUGCCGCCUCUGAGGUUAAGGAGAUGAGGAUCUCUUGCUGCCUCUGCGGAAAAGACUUUAGCUCCAGACGCAGCGUACGACGCCACUGCCGGAAGAUGCAUUGGCAGAGGAUGGAGGAGUUACGCAAAUUUACAGAGACGCGCACAGUGCCUACCAGCCUGCUGUCUAUGGUGAAGGACAAGCAUCCUGUUGAACCACCACCUUCUCCUGGGAAGAGUUGCCCAGUGUGCAAAAAGUCCUUUGCCACCAAGGCCAACGUUCGUCGCCACUUUGAUGAGGUCCAUCGUGGUUUGAAGCGGGAUUUGAUCACGCCGGACAUUGCCACAAGACCAGGCCAGCCUCUUUUACUUGACGCUCGUCCUCCUUCUCCAGCGAAAGCACCAAGCUCUCCUCUGAAGCAAGAGAAGACACAGUACAAUCUGACAAAUUGUCGCUGCAAGCUGUGCAAACGCAAGUACAGCUCCCAAAUAAUGCUUAGGCGGCACAUGCGAAUCGUUCAUAAGAUGCCCAUUCUAGAAAACAGCUCUCAGAAGGCCAAAUCAAAGCACGCGAGAAGAGAUAAGGGUUACCUAAAGAAAGAGUCUCUCUCGAAAGCUUCAGAAGAUGAUGGAAACCACAGUGUGAGUUUUGACUUUAAGAGGAUCUACUGCUGGUUGUGUAAACGUCAGUUCAGUACCAGUCAGAACCUGGGCAAGCACAUUGCCGAGCUGCACACCGAUGGAAACGACAGCAUCUACAUCAAGUUUUACCGAUGCCCCAUCUGCAGAUACGAGUCACGCCGAAAGCGCGACGUCAUCCGUCAUAUCACAGUGGUGCACAAGAAGUCAUCACGCUAUCUGGCUAAGGUUAUGCCUGCCUUGGAGAACCACGCAGUGAAGAAACCAGCUGAUGCAGUCUUGAGCAGCCCAAUCAAGAAAACUAUUUCAAAAGAAGAGGGUAGCGAGCAUAAAACGCAAGACCCACCAGCUUCUCCUAAAAGUUGUCAACAAGAUCCUCUUGUAUCUUCCAAAGCGAAGAAACAAGAAUCCCCAACAUCUCCAAACACUCGAAAGCAUUCCGCUCUAACGUCACUCAACACAGGCAAACUCGAGUCUCCGCUUACACCAAAUAGACAAGACAAGAACCUUCAAGUGUCCAAGAACCCACAUGUCACUCGCAGUCAUAAUGUUAUCAAGGGGUCACCCAUCACCAGAAGCCAGGAGACCUGCACAGAGGUUAGGGUAACAAAAAACUUUUCCCUUCACGCCUGCGAUAUGUGUGGCCGGGCAUUUGCCAAAAAGGUCUACCUGGAGACACACAGGCGGAGACACAGGACUGCCAUCGCAAGUGGGGACAAAUUACAAGGAAGAAGCACUCGAUCAAAGGCCCUCAUUUGACUGUUUUUACUCUGAAUACGUAGCACAUUUGCACUGGAUUCCAUGGAUGGGUUUAUCUCCAUGCGAAAGAAGAAGAAGAAAUAUGGACAGACUUGUGGGUAGAAAACAGAGGAUAACCUUUGCAUAAAGGGGUUGAAUGAGUUAAAAAAAAAAACCGAAGUGCACCAAAAAUGUCAUUCCAGCUUUUUACACUGGAGGGCGCUGAUGUAAAAGAAUUGGUAUCCACCCUCCAAAAGGAGAUUGAGCUUCAAUUGAUUUCGACUGAUUGACAAAGUAAAACAACUCUCAAAAUGAAUUUUGAUUAAUUUGUUAACGGAUUAUACCACUAUUUUUUGUAUUCUCUGCGACAGUUUAAAAAUACACAAAGAAUGUUUCAUAAAUGGACAGACAUAGGAGGUCGCUCUGUAUAUGUACAGCAUGUCUAACUAAUGUUAAAUAUUCAUAAGUAGAUUAAUGUAACUCUGCUUCAUAUUUUCCUGCCAUGUGAUCACCUCUGUAAUCAACUAUGGAUUGAAAUGCUGCUAAUUUGUUAGAAAUGUACUUUCUUCUACCCUUUAAGUCAAAGCCUACAUAUUAAGCUGCUCAGGAUUAAUUGAGAGCCCAGAUUUUUUUUGAUUUGUUUUGUUUUUUAAACAGCUUAAACUUUGUGUUUGUCUUUAACGAAAGGUUGCAACUGUGACUAAAAUGAAAUAGAGUACUACUGUGUUUUAGUUUGGUAGCCUACUAAUAACUAAAGCUAAUGAGAAAAUCAUUUUUCAAGUUUUAGUAGAUGGCUCUCAUCGUUGCUUUCAAGUAUAAAUAGUUAUAACGAAGCUUUUGAGCAAGUAAAUUGCAAGUACAGUUUCUUUUAGUUGGGGUGCAUGCAGAAUGCCUUGAUUAAACCCUUUGUUUAUGUGUACAAUAGGGCUUUAUCUAAACGCCAAAACCUAGAUCCAUUCUGAAGGUGUGCACUCCUUUUUAUUCGCAAAAUCCUGGUAUAUCCUUGCUUGCAGUAGGAUUUUUUGGUUCAAAUAAAGAUAAUA